AUGUGGAUAACGAAGACAAACCUGAAAUAUCGAACGAAGCAGAGAGUUCGGAUCUCAGUGGUACUUGCAUGUGCUGCAUCUGUGCUUUUGUUCCUCGUGAUACGAUCUUUCUUCCUGGAAAGUGGUGAAAGGGUAGCAGGGAGCAAUACAAUUGCUGUGAGUGACGACAUGGCCAAGAAAACUGCCAAGGAACUACUGGCCCAAGGAAAAAAAACUCACGAGAGUGUCCACGAAAACCUCAGCAGUGAGGAACGAGAGAAGAUGCGUAUUAUCAACCAGCCGUCUCCUGAUGACCCUAGAAGUCUCAGGUUGGAACUGGGCCACACAUUUUUCAAGUCAGUGUUUAACGUGCUGGAUAAAGGCAUGCCAAGAGUGCCACCUCUCACGAAGUACAAGUCCCCGGAAAGAAUAUAUCACGCAGGCUACGAAGUGAUGGGUGAUGGCCCGUCGUUGUCGAAAGAAUAUCUUUCCGGUUUUCUGCAGCUAAGUCGAAGUCAGAUAAACUCGAUGAAGAAGAGUCAUUCCUUUGUCACGAGAAAUCUCCCCGAGACGUACCCUAUCGGCCUUUACUCCGGAAACGGAGUGGUGUACGUGGGAGGGGGAAAAUUCAAUUGGCUGGCUUUGCUUUCGAUUAAAACCCUCAGGUCUGUCGGAUCCAGGUUGCCUGUUGAAGUUUUGAUUCCAAAAUUGGACGAAUUCGAAGUUGAUUUGUGCACCACUAUUUUCCCAGCUCUGGAUGCCAAAUGUAUAUACAUGCCGAAGCAGUUGGGAGAGGAGAUUAGUGGCAGAUUCUCAUUUUUCGGAUACCAAUACAAGGCUCUAGCAUUGAUGCUAUCGAGCUUUGAAAACGUGCUGUUGCUAGACGCAGAUAACACACCUUUGCAUGCGCCGGACCACCUGUUCGAGACGGAGCCAUUCGCUAGCACAGGUAUGGUCAUCUGGCCAGAUUAUUGGAAACGGUCCACUUCUCCUGCAUUUUACGACAUCGUCAACAUUGAAAUUGACGAGGGCCACCGGAUCAGCUAUGGGUUCCAAGAAUACGGAAAACACACCGUUCCCAAUUCCCCGCCAGACCAGGCCCCUCCAUUGCACCAACUCAAGGGAGCGAUCCCGGAUCCUUCGAGUGAGUCUGGCCAACUCAUGCUCUCCAAAAAGACGCACUCGAAGGUCAUGCUUCUUGCACUGUACUACAACAUGUAUGGUCCAAACCAUUACUAUCCCCUUCUCUCGCAAGGAUCUGAUGGCGAGGGAGACAAGGAGACAUUUAUUGCUGCUGCCCAUGUGCUGAGAAAGUCGUUUUACCAAGUCAAGAAAAUCAUCAAAAGUAUUGGGAGAUGGGUCGAUGGCGAAUUUACAGGAAGUGCGAUGGGACAGUUCAACUGUCACGAGGAUUAUCAACUGUACAAAAAAUACGAGAAUACUCUUGAGCCCGUGGAUGAAGUUCCCAAGCUGCUUUUCUUGCACUCCAACUUCCCUAAGCUCGAUCCAUGGUCUCUCAAAGUGGGCGGGGUCAUCUACGACCCAGAAACACGUAAGCGCGAGCGACUCUAUGGAACAGGGUAUCUAGAAGCGCUGGGUUUUGAUUUUGAACGGGUGCAAUGGGAGAACAUGAAAUUUUACAUCUGUGACCUUAAUCUGCACCCAAAGCUUUUUUCUGACCGCAAUAUAGAUCAUGACGAGCUUUGCGCUGAAAUCAAAGAGCAUCUGGAAUUCUUGAAAAGCACCACAGAUUAA
This is a messenger RNA of Ogataea haglerorum, 1734 nucleotides long. RefSeq lists its product as uncharacterized. Gene Ontology annotation, molecular function: alpha-1,2-mannosyltransferase activity. The record is from RefSeq and is a predicted model, not a curated record. Gene Ontology annotation, cellular component: Golgi apparatus. Bases 1 to 1734 code for a protein of 577 amino acids. The transcript has a single exon. Gene Ontology annotation, biological process: mannan biosynthetic process. Lineage: Eukaryota; Fungi; Ascomycota; Pichiomycetes; Pichiales; Pichiaceae.